This is a messenger RNA of Neohortaea acidophila, 1319 nucleotides long. RefSeq lists its product as uncharacterized. Gene Ontology annotation, molecular function: oxidoreductase activity. Lineage: Eukaryota; Fungi; Ascomycota; Dothideomycetes; Mycosphaerellales; Teratosphaeriaceae. The transcript has a single exon. The coding region runs from base 18 to 1250 and encodes 410 amino acids. The record is from RefSeq and is a predicted model, not a curated record.
UACCACCUUUUAGCCGCAUGGUGGUUCUUGAGCACGAAGGCUAUGUGGCGAGGGUAGAAAGCGACACGGCUACAUCUGCACAUCGCUUUGAUUCAUGGAAACGUCAUUCCGCUUGCCUCUACAAAUUCAUAGGGGAACGCAUCACCCCUCGACUCCAUGAACAACAUCACUCUUUGAACAUGGCGACACAAGAAGCGAAAGCCUGGGUCUACACCGGAGGCUACAACACUCUCAAACGCGGCACCAUCCACCCACCGUCUGCCUCCGCCUUCAAGGAUGAAGGUGACGGCCCACCCCACAUGUUGGUCAAGAUUCACGCCUGCGCCCUCAACCCCGUCGAUGUCCAGAUCAUGAACCUCCCAUCCUGGAAGCAACCAUGGAAUGCUCUGUACGGCAAAGAAAAAGGCACAGUCAACGACUACAGCGGUACCGUUAUUGCCCCCGGCCGGACGGGGUUCAAAGAGGGCGACGAGGUGUUUGGGCUCACAUUGAAGCCCUACGCUCCGAAUGGAGGGGCGCUGGCGGAAGUAGCAGACUUGAAUACUGAAACCAGUCUGGCUGCGUUGAAGCCCAAAGGGUGGAGUCAUGAGAAGGCGUCCGCAAUCAGUUUGGUCUGGCUCACAGCCAAGGCAAGCAUUGACUCCGUCGCACCGUUUGUCGAGGCCAGUCAGAACAAGAAGGUCGCUGUCCUGGGAGGCAGCAGCUCGACAGGCCUCUACACCAUCAUUCUCGCCAAGCGAAAAGGGUGGAAGGUGGUUGCCACUUCGUCAGGGAAGAACAAGGACUUUGUCCUAUCCACAUUGGGCGCCGACGAGCACGUCGACUACACCUCACAAGAUGUGCGAGAGGGUGUGGCCAAGUUCCAGCCGGAUGCGGUAAUUGACUGCGUCGGCGGGACCGAGUGCAUUGGCCUUCCGUCCAGCAAGCGAUACAUCUCGAUCGUUGGCGACAAGGUCGGGCGAGAGUCGAUGGGUGGACCAUACACCUAUUACGAUUACUGGCAUCCCAUUCGCGCCGGCCUGCAAUGGUUCCGAUGGGCAAAGGGGCAGUAUGGCUUGGGCGAGAGCUAUGACGUUACAGUCCUGAGCAAGAAGAAAGAGUGGUUGGAGGAUGCGAAGAACACACUGGGACCGGACGAUAUCUACAUUGACAGCGUGCACGAGUUUGACAAAGCCAAUGAGGCGUUUGAGAGGUUGAAUACCGGCCGGGCCAAGGGCAAGGUGGUGGUCAAGGUAUCUUCGAAGCUUUGAUUUAGCAACAUGUAGACAGCUCUUCGUCGUGUAUGAAUAUACAUGUAUCCGUGUUCAACAGGUCUCAUG